AUGGGUGAAAAUCUGAAGAAAAAAGCGGUGUCGCAAAUGUCUCUACAGUCAGACCUGAGAAAAUUUAUAUCGCCCAAUCUUAUACCUGUCAAAAUUUAUGGACUUUUCAAUCUCCCGACUUUUUUGGCUGACAGAACCUGUCCAAUCUUACAUCUUAUAAUUUGACCUGUAAGCCCAUAAAUUAUAAGAUAAGAGAGAGCCGGAAAUGAGCGAUUGAUCAGGAAUUGGCCUCUCCUUCGGCGUUCUUGUUGACGAGCCGCCUGCUGGAAGAGUCCGAAAUGCCCCGAAACAGCCGAGAAGCGAGCACAGGAGAGCAAAGGCGGCGGUUGACAAUUUUACGAACAAGUACGACCCAAGUGAUAUCUUCAACAUGGACGAAACCGGUCUCUUCUACGCUAUGCGUCCGUCUACGGGCCUUGCUCGGAACGGUCGAAAUGGUGUCAAGAUGAAUAAGACUCGCAUCAUUGCGAGCGAGACAUGA
This is a messenger RNA of Microbotryum saponariae, 481 nucleotides long. Lineage: Eukaryota; Fungi; Basidiomycota; Microbotryomycetes; Microbotryales; Microbotryaceae. The record is from the annotation of a GenBank genome assembly.